Molecule: messenger RNA, 8795 nt
Organism: Fundulus heteroclitus (mummichog)
Lineage: Eukaryota; Metazoa; Chordata; Actinopteri; Cyprinodontiformes; Fundulidae
Product: cGMP-inhibited 3',5'-cyclic phosphodiesterase A
Exons: 14
Coding region: 1-3096 (1031 amino acids)
Biological process (GO): positive regulation of oocyte development; oocyte maturation
Cellular component (GO): cytosol
Molecular function (GO): 3',5'-cyclic-AMP phosphodiesterase activity
Source: RefSeq, a predicted model, not a curated record
AUGGCGAUGUAUGCAGAAUCUUGCAGUACUACCAGUGCGCAGGGCAACAUUCGUGAGAAAGGCUUCGGCGCACCGGAUCGCAAUGGGUAUGUGAAAACACGCGUCACCCCGCGGUGCAAAGACCCAGACUGUAAAACGUGGCUCGGGCUGAUGUUUAACCAACUAUGGAGUUCCCAGAGGCUCCGGAGCGCAGUGUGCGUGGGGUCGCUCUCCGUUUUCCUCGCCGCUCUGGUCAAAUGCGCAGGCUGGACAGCUGAGGCCAGCAGCAGCGCUGACAACACACUCUCGCACUCACCGUCCCCCCUCCACUUUGUUUCAGGCUGCGCAACCGAGCUGUUGCAAACUUGCUGGAGUGCGCUGUCGUUGCUGUUCGCGCUCGUAUGUGCCUUCUUCUGGCUCGGCGUAUACUUGAUCCACUGCGGGGUGCUGAUCGAGACCCUCUUCUCCCUUCUGACCUUGUGCCACCUAGGCGAAGUCGCGGCGUGGUCUCUUCUGGACGGGACAGAUGAACAGCUGUUCUCGUCCACCACAGCGGCCGGGGUUGUGCUCCUCUGCGCGGCCGCUGGCGCACUCAUGGUAGCUCGGCUGAACCAGGGCACAUCGGUGAUCCUUUUAAUCAGCGUAGCCAGGACUAUCUCACUGCUCUCGCUGCACAAAGUGCGGGCCGCCUGGAGACCGUACGUGGCGUACCUGGUCGGAGUGCUGGGCAUCCUGCUGGCGAGGUAUGCUGACAGGCUCCUUCCCAAACAAGGGACACACAAGGAGGGCUGCACCCCCGUGACUGGAGCCAGGGAAGAGAUUCCUGUAUUUAAAAGGCGCAGGAGGUCCAGUUCUGUUAUAGCCUCAGACAUGGCACACAGUCAGUCCAACAGUAAGUCACACCGACGGACCUCUCUGCCAUGCAUCCAAAGGGACCAGAUGCUUUCCCGUUCAGAAUGGGACCACAAGAGAGGCUCCCGAGGAUCACAGUCCUCCGGCACAACUGUGAUGGUGGAUAUUGCAGUGAUGGGAGAGGCCCACGGACUGAUCACAGACCUGCUGGCUGACCCCUCCUUGCCGUCCCACACUUGCACGUCGCUGCGGGCGGUCAGCAGCCUCCUGACCACCCAGCUCACCUUCCAGCCACUAUACCGACCGCGCCCCGCCCCCCUGCUCAACCCCAGCGAUGCGUACACCUGCUCUGAUUCAGAGGAGGGGCCUGAGAAAGGAGAGAAGACAUCCAUACACAAGCGUCUUAGGCGAAGUCUCCACCCUGGCCUCUUAAGGAGGAUUUCUUCCACAUGGACAACCACCACCUCUGCCACUGGUCUGCCCACCAUUGAGCCUGGACCUGUUCGAAGGGACCGCAGCUCCAGCAUCAAACCGUACCAUGACACACUCACAUGCAGUUGUGGGAGGCCAUACAUCAGACUAACCCAUGGAGAGGGAUCUAUAGAUAAGGGAGACAGAACACCACGAACAGAGGACCAAGUGGUUGCGUCAUCCGACUAUGACAGCACCCAUGAAGCCAACCACAGUGACAGCAGUGAUGUAGCACACACAGAGGAGGGCACGGAAGAAGGGAAAAAACCCUCCCAGAACGUCCUCCUCCAUGCACUAAUACCUCCCGAGGACAAACCCGUUCUGGCACCAGAACCAUUAGUAAUGGAAGACCUGGAGCCUUUGAUGUGUCAGUUAAACAAUUGGAACUUCCCUAUUUUCACCCUAAUGGAGAAGACAAAUGGAAAAAGUGGGAGGAUCCUUAGUCAGGUAUCUUAUAGGCUUUUUGAGGACACUGGCCUGUUUGAGACCUUUAAGAUCCCCGUUAAAGAAUUCAUGAACUACUUCCAUGCUCUAGAGAGCGGCUACAGAGACAUACCAUAUCACAACAGGAUCCAUGCCACAGAUGUGCUUCAUGCGGUCUGGUACCUCACCACACAGCCUGUGCCUGGCUUACCCAGCCUAAUUAAUGAUCAUGGCUCUGCUAGUGACUCAGACUCUGACAGUGGAAUAACGCACAGUCACAUGGGCUUCCUGGUUUCAAAGACCUACUCUGUGCCAGAAGAUGGAUACGGCUGUCUGUCGGGUCUCAUACCUGCUCUGGAGCUGAUGGCGCUUUACGUGGCUGCUGCAAUGCAUGACUACGAUCACCCUGGGAGAACAAAUGCUUUCCUUGUGGCCACUAGCGCCCCGCAGGCAGUGCUCUACAAUGAUCGCUCAGUUCUGGAAAACCACCACGCCGCCUCUGCCUGGAACCUCUUCAUGUCGCACUCAGAGUACAACUUCCUCGUCAACCUGGACCACGUGGAGUUCAAACGCUUCAGGUUCCUGGUUAUUGAAGCCAUCCUGGCAACAGACCUCAAGAAGCACUUUGACUUCCUGGCUGAAUUCAACGCCAAGGUGGGCGAUGAUCCGUCCACAGGUAUUGACUGGUCUAAUGAGAAUGACAGGUUGCUGGUUUGCCAGAUGUGCAUUAAGCUGGCAGACAUCAAUGGGCCUCUGAAGUGCAAGGAUCUACAUCUGCAGUGGACCGAGGGCAUCGUCAAUGAGUUCUAUGAACAGGGCGAUGAGGAGUCUAGCCUGGGGCUUCCUGUCAGCCCCUUCAUGGAUCGAGCAGCACCACAGCUGGCCAAACUUCAGGAAUCAUUCAUCACGCACAUUGUUGGCCCGCUCUGUAACUCGUACGACUCGGCUGGCCUCAUACCUGGACGAUGGGUGGAGCCGGAGCCUGAGGAAGAAGAGCCAGAAGUAGCAGAAAGCGAGGAGGCAGAUGACGAUGGAUCCACCUGCUCUGAUGCAUCACAGAAAUCGGCUCCUAAAAAAAGGAGGAAAGUAUUUUGCCAGAUCACACAUCACCUGCUGGAAAAUCACAAGAUGUGGAAAAAUGUGAUCGAAGACGAAUCUCAGAAGGAGGAGCAAGGAGCAGAGUCGGCCCAUUUAAACAAAAUCGCUGAACCAAUACUGGCUAUUGAUGAAGAAGAAGAGGAAUCGGGCAGCAGGGAGGAGCAGGUGGAAGGAGAUCACCGUGAGGAAGAAACAGUGGCGCCAGAGUGGCCCGUGUCUGUAGGGGGCGACUGUAAGACUCCAGAGGAGCAAGGAGACAGUGAACCACAGUGAAACCUCUAAAACGCUGUCCCCCUCAGUUAGAGACGCAGCAUCAGUCAGGAUAAGAAUAUAAAGAAAUAUUCCUUUUUGCCUUGUCCUACUGACUCCUGUUUCUGCCAGCACAUUACUUAGACACAACACUGUAGAUGUUUGGGAAACGCGUGCCUACACAGAAAAAAAAAAUACAGGUUGGGAAAUUUUGUGCUUUACACGUUUAAUCCGAAUAUGUGGUUUUACCAAACAUUUAUACUUUUUUUUCCAUAUUGCAAUAAUUGAUUAUUCAUGGACUUUGGGAUAAAGACUAUUUUGCUACUGUCAAAAGUUGAAGAAAAGCAGUUGCAAAGGCUUUAGCUCAGUGUGGUAACACAGGACUGCAGAAACUUGCUGCCAAUUUAUACAGAAUUAUUUCCCGAAUGUGAUUAUAAACGUCACCAUUGCUUGUGCUUGUUUUUGCGAAUGUGGCUCAUUUUAAUCAGUAUGAACUGUGCUACCGUAUGUUGUUCUUUCUACACAUGGAUUAUAGAUGGAGUGAUUCACAUGAGGAAUGAUCUUCCAGAAAUAAUCCCUCACCUUUUGGCUUUAGGGUACAAAAUCAAAUAUUCACACGUUUUAUGUUUGAUGAUUAUUGCCAAAUGAAGUACUUAAUACCAUCCUGUAGAGAUAGGGGAAAUGUAGAACCCUGCACUGUCUCUAUGUGGCAGCAUUUGUGCAGUUCUCCGUUUUCGUUUCAGUGCACGCAUUUGUUCUUCAGAAGGCAGAGGAGAAACUUUCAGAAAAUCACACUUUUAAAUUACAGUAAACCUUAUGUCAAAGUCACAAAUAUCUUACAGUACUGCCUUGCAUAAGUAUUUACAUCCAUGUAUUUGUUUCAUACCACAGUUAAAAACUUCCUCCGUUCAGACCAAAGUAAAACUUUUAUUAAAUGGGCAAAAUGCUACCUGUAUGGGAAAACUAACAUUGCACAUCGGCCUACCCACACAGUGACAAAUGGUUGUAGCAGCAUCAUGGCUGUGAGGAUUUGUUUUCCCUUAAUUAGCGAUAAAGAAGUUGGUCAGGGAUUAUGGGAAGAUGGCUAUGUUUUUACAUCUAAGAUUGACUAAACACACAGCCAGAGCACGACUACGGUGUAGAUCAAAGCAUAUCCAUGUGCUAGAAUCAAAGUCCAGACCAAAAAUCCAAUGGAAAACAUUUGGCUACACUUUAAAAUUGAUAUUCACAGAUGCUCUCCACCCAAUCUGACUGAGCUUGAGCUUGAUUUUGCAAAGAAGAAAGGUCAGUCUCCUGAAAUAACUGCAGCAACAGGUGGUCCAACAAAGUAUUGAGUGGGAGUGGGUAGAUAAAAAUUAACACCACAUUUUCACACGUUUUAAUUACAGGAAAAUCUUGAAAUACGUGGUUAAAUUUUCUUCUACUUCACAAUAAUGUUGCUUAGUUUCGGUCUAUACCUCAAAAUCCUAUUAAAAUGUAUUGAAGUUUGUGGCCUUAAUGUGACUAAAUUUAAAAAAGGUUGAAGAGUAUGAAAGCUUUUGCAAUACGCUGCAACAGAUCCAAAGUUUAAAAUUAGUAAUUUAUCUUAAUUCUAGAAGCAUCUUAGAACAUCAAUUACAGAAAGCUGAAUGCAAGAAACUAAUUAUAUACCAACCCCAUUUUUUUCUUACAGAAAACAAAUAUACAUAUAUCAACUGGACAAAAAUCUUAGUAAAAUAAGUUAUCAUAAACAAGAUCUUUAUUUAGUCCUUUUAACACCAUAUUGUUGCCAUGAAUAUUAUUCCUUUAGGGAUUUUCUACCUAAGCGGCUCCAGGGGGAGUUUUCCAGAGCCAGAGAAACAGCAUGAUUUUCCUUUGUUAUGUGAUUUUCUCUUGAUCACAAAGCACUGAGGAACUUGAACUAUGGCAAUCACAUUAUGUAUUCCAGUACCCCCGGUAAUGUCCAAUGUCUAGCCUAAUUGUUUAACCUUGUUUUAAAAAAGGUUGUGUAGUAACUUGUGACCGACCAGUAGCCUACCUUUGACAUGCAGCCCUGCAAAUGUGAAUUGCACACAGCAUUUCAAAGAGGAUUCAUUAAAAAGUACUUUUUUGAUAAUCACACACAGAUCUGCUUUUUGAAGAAAAGCUGCAAAAAGCACUGGUCAGCACAACUCUAUGCAUUGUAUUGACCCACCUAUAACUCCAUGAUGAGUAAUAGCAAGAAAAAAGCUGAAAAAUGAGAAACACUGACUUGUGCUAUUCUAGUGCUAAUCCAGCCUUGGAUUCAUGUCAAACUUUAGUGGCUUCAUUCCUAAAAUAGAUGUUAAACCUUAAGAAACUUGGGAGUCUAACUUUGGCCCAACUUAGUGUUAGUUAAAGUGUUGCUUUGCAACCAGAAUUUCCUUACAGGUACUUUUUUCUUUUUUUCUAAUAAUUAGACUAAAGGAUGGACAGUUGUAUUCAACAUUUUUUUAAUCUUAAACCCUACUGACACUGGUUAUGAUCCUCAGGAAAACUACAUGUGUUAACAUCCAAGUAUGACUAAAUUGGUAUGACAUUUAAAGACAAACACCAAUAAGUGUUAAUUCUGAAACAUGUCCGUAAAAGGCAGAAGGAAACUAAAGACACAUAUGGUUACUUUUUCAGUGAUCUUUGUGCUGUGAAUCUGUUUGAUUCUCCUGGCACCUCAGGGACUCAUUCAUUCUCUUACGGUUCACAGCAGACCAGAUGCUGCCAAACAGGCUUGUCAGAAAGCUAGCAGCAAACAUUCACAUCAAAGUUUUAACUGUACUCAAAGUUAAUGCAAUCUGUUUGUGGCAAAAACACACGACGUGUCAGUUGAUUUGAGCGUAGACAAAAUAUUGUCGGUGUGAAUCCAGCCAAAAUCCUUUCCUAAAAUCUGUGUACUCUUUUCAAAUUGGCCAGAACUCCAUUAGAAGACACCAUUCUAAGCUUUAUGGGGCUGUUUUGACAUCACAGUUGGUUGACAACAUGGUGAUUGAUUAUUAGUUUUAGCUAUCUCCACCACAAUUUAAUAUUUUGUUUGUACUACAUGAGCAAAACUUGGUUCUGUGGCUCCAAUCCCCAAUACAUGUCAGAUGUAUGUAUCAACAUAAAAAUUAGGUAAAACAUUUAUCAAGCUAUUGUGAUAAUCAUGGAGGCAUCUCCUGUCUGUUAACAUGCACAUGCAGUGGGAGAAAUGGCUUACCACAGCCAAUUUUAAGGGGAUACAGUUUUUGAAGUGAGGCUCUGUUAAUAGGUUAUCAUCAGUUAAUAUUUUACCUGCAGUAGAUAAAACCUUUCAUCUAACAUAAGUGUAGAUUAUUUAAUCUAGAAUGGAGCUAACAGUUUGUCUAAAACCAAUUCUAAUCUGUGCUAAUGCUUAUUCAUCAACUUUCCUGUAACUAGCUGUUAAUUCAGAUUUAUAAUAAAUGAAGAUGCCGUGAGUUUUCCUAUGCAGGUGAGAUAUUAAUUGCUUACAACCUUUUGACGAAAUCUCACGAAAAAAAAUCCGGAUCUUGCUUUGAACCUUAAAUUAAAGUUAAAAAAUAAAAUCAACUUAAACGCUGAUAAAUUUAGUCUUUUCUUAUCUGGAUGUUGGACUUGAUAACACUCCAUUCAAUGUUUUUUUUUUUUUUUUUACGAAGCAAGAACCUCAACUAACCAGCUCCUAGAUUGUCAAAAUAAAUAAAUAAAGGAAAAAUAAGCAAAUUACUUCUGUUUUCAUUAAACUGGAUUAGGCAUCAAACUAAGUUGUAUUGUGGCUUUACAUUGUGUGGAACAGAAAGAGCAGUAGUCGUAAUCUGGGUGUAAAACUAAGAGAAAACAACCAGAACCACCAUAUUUUAAUGAUAAAGGGAACUAGGUCUUUAGAAUGUCUCUAUUGAUUUUUAAAAACAUUAUUCUUUGGCUUUAGACAUGUUUCCACUUUUAAGUGGACAGACACAAGUUUCCAAAAAAAAUGGCUGAAAUGUUUCCUCAUACUGCUAAUUGCAUUUGCUCUUUUUUUAGUGGUAAAACAUAAGCACCACCUUGAAGCAGGUUUGCAAGUCUUAAUACCACAAAUGCCACUCUUUUGUUAUGCAGUGCUUCAACAUGCCCAUUAAUUUUGUGCAUUCCAUAGUUCCUUAUGGUCACACAAUGAGAGCUGUGUGUACUCGUUUGGAUGUUAGGCAUGAGGCCAGACCAUUGUUAAGUGUUUUAUGGGGGAGAUCCAAUUUCAGAGCUUGAAAAUCCUUCUUUUUUUAAUAACUGAUGGAAAGAUUUCAAUGCAUAACCACGUCCAUAAUCUUAAUUUUCUUAUCUUUGAGAAUUAUGAAUACAUAGGAGCAUCAUGUCCUUGCAUCCUGAUAGAUUGUGCACUAACAUAUUUUUUCACCACACAAUGGCCCUAGCUGUGUUAAACAGGGCAGUCCGUGAACAAUGGCCUCUUUGCUGCCGUCCUGACUCUGUCGCAGUGGGUGCUGCUAAGGGUGGAGGCCACACACAGGCUUGAGGAUUGGCUGACCUACCGAUUAGUCUGACAUCACACACGUUUGCCCUCAAACCUUUUAUCAGGACAGAAUUUUUUGGAUCCACUGAAUCAUCCGGUGUUUGCCUAACCCUUUGUAUUAUUCUGGCUGUGGGAUUUUAUUCUGUUUGAACCUUUUUUUUUCUUUGUUGACUUGUUUCAUUCCAAAUGAGCUGCAACCAUCCUUAAACAAAGGACAUAUUUAUUUUAACCUUUGAAAAUCCUGAUAUUCCAAAUGAACAUUUACAAGUUUAUAAUGCAAUCUUCCGCAAUUUACUGACCUGAAACACUCCAAAACAUUCCAUAAUGUGUGCUGUUGUUUUAUCUUUUUCAAUUUAUCCACUGGCCCUUCUAAUGUGACUGUCCUAUGGUGUACUGCUGUGGUGAGGAAUUUUAAUGGGAAUAGAUGAGGUAAUGAAGGUCAAAGAGAUGCAGUAAGCAGCUUUUAAUUCCCUGCACAUGCUCAGCUCAAAUUGUUAUCCUCCAAAGCUCCUACAGCAUAUUGCUCUUAGUGCUUCCACUUUGAUCAGCUGAGCUUUUGUUGCACAGCACCAUGAGCUCAAACAUAAAGGCAUUCAGACUUUGUCCGUAGAUUUAAUUUGUUCAUGAUCACACCUUUUUUUUAAAAGACUGAACAAUAUAUGCAUUUCUGCUCAUCAGAAUACUUGCAUUUGAGUUAAAACUUUAUAUCUGUUUUGUAGUGUUAUUUUAUUAAUUCAAUUGUUUUGUUUGAUUGUCACCAUUAUUCACAAGUGUAAGAUAAUUGUAACCAUUUGAACCAAACAAGCUUUACAAUGAUGUAAACAAAAUGAAAUGAGUAUUUUUAUAUAGCUGACACAUAAUGGAAUAAUGACUUACUAUUUUCCUCACUAGCUCUCUUCACUUACUACAUGUACUAAAACUAUGUCAAAAUUCACAGUAUUUGUGGAACUAAAUUAAUGAAUUUUCUUGCAGGUUCAUGCUCUGUUUUGUACAAUAUAUGCUGUACAGGUUAAGAAAUUUUAAAACUACAAAAAACUUUUAGAUAUACAUUAUUUAUUUUUACCAUUUUGUAAUUUAGACACUAUACUGUAGCUUCAAUAUUGCCGGACUUACUGGAAGUGCCUAUAUUGGUAUUAUGUAUCAUACAGUGAAUAUAUAGUAUAUGGAGAUCAUAGACAAUGUCACAGACUGAACCAGUGUGGAUGUUGUAAUGUGAAUACAUUGAAUUACAAAAUUACAGUUUCUGUGUUUA